AUGGUCACAAAGCUCAUGGAUGUGGCGGAAAUCCGCUUUACCCAGGAGCAUGUCUACGACACAUUCAACGCCAACUCGGAGCGCGCCGGCAGCGUCUUAGACCUCAUGGAGUCCAUCCUUCGAGGUGAGAAGACUCCAUGGGACAUUCCCUUGAUUCGCGUGGCUGCCAAGAAAGGCGCCUAUUGGUGCGUGGACAACCGCCGGCUUUUCACCUACAAGCACCUGCGGCUGGGCAAGAUACCGGUCGAGGUUUUCAAUUGGAAGGACAACCGCGAGUUCGAGCUGAAAUACAAGAAUGGCCUACCGUUCCGGCAGCAGACCAGCAACGGCCUGCGGAUCGGCUUGCUGCAGCGAAGCGAUCGGCCUUUUCCGAGGAGCCCGGUUGCUGAACCCACGCUUUCGAAGCUCACUAAGCUUUUCACUGCGGCACAGCAGAGGAAGCAUGAGGCCGACAUCGUGGCACUGGCGAAGAAGCGCGCCCAGGAAGCGCAGGAAGCAGCUGCUGACGCCUCCGGGCUGGCGACUUCGUUGGAGGACGUGCUCCAGGGCACCAAGGAAAGCGAAUCAGGGGAAGCGCCAAAGAAGCGAAGGAAGAAGGCGAGCAAGGUGACAUCGGCCAAGAGAAAGGCAAACAAGAGGCAGAAGGGCCUGCCUGAGGCCAGCUGCGGUGGCAAGAAGCUCACUGUAACGAUGGAGAAGGAGGAUUCGGACGACGAAGAGUUCGAUGUCGAGAUCACAGCGCCUGCGUGA
This is a messenger RNA of Symbiodinium sp. CCMP2456, 750 nucleotides long. The record is from the annotation of a GenBank genome assembly. Lineage: Eukaryota; Dinophyceae; Suessiales; Symbiodiniaceae.